This is a messenger RNA of Triticum turgidum subsp. durum (durum wheat), 717 nucleotides long. The record is from the annotation of a GenBank genome assembly. Lineage: Eukaryota; Viridiplantae; Streptophyta; Magnoliopsida; Poales; Poaceae.
AUGAGCAGUGCCGGCAUGGAGUGCUCGGGGAGCGACGGCGGCGGCAUGGUGGCGCCGUUCGUGGGCAAGACGUACAUGAUGGUGGACGAGCCGGAGACCGACGCCUUGGUGGCGUGGGGGCCGGCCAGCAACAGCUUCGUCGUCGCCGACCCCUUCGCCUUCUCAGAGAUGCUGCUCCCGGCCCACUUCAAGCACUCCAACUUCUCCAGCUUCGUCCGGCAGCUCAACACCUACGGCUUCCGCAAGGUCGACCCGGACCGGUGGGAGUUUGCCCACGCCUCCUUCCUCCGCGGCCAGACACACCUCUUGCCCCGCAUCGUCCGGCGCCGGAGCACUACCCGUCCUUCCAAGGACGACAACGAGGGGGAGGAUGAGGACACCAGCAGCACCAUGCUAGCCAUGGAGGUGGUCCGGCUGAAGCAGGAGCAGAGAGCCACCGAGGACCGCUUGGCGACGAUGUGGCGCCGGGUGCAGGACGCCGAGCGCCAGCCCAAGCUGAUGCUCGCCUUCCUCGUCAAGGUCGUCCGAGACCCAGACGUGCUGCGCCGCCUCGUAGGCAACUCGAGUACCGACGCCGGAUUAUUCCCCGGCGAGGGCGCGGAGACCAAGAAGCCGCGGCUGCUCCUAAACGGGGAAGUCCAGAUGCAGGACGCCUUCGUGGGGGAACCCGCGGUCGACUUCACUGGGGUGUUUUUGUUUUUUUGGCCGACGUGGUAG